This is a messenger RNA of Acipenser ruthenus (sterlet), 3512 nucleotides long. RefSeq names its product minichromosome maintenance 8 homologous recombination repair factor (gene mcm8). The transcript has 19 exons. The coding region runs from base 104 to 2701 and encodes 865 amino acids. Gene Ontology annotation, molecular function: ATP hydrolysis activity; single-stranded DNA helicase activity; single-stranded DNA binding. The record is from RefSeq and is a predicted model, not a curated record. Lineage: Eukaryota; Metazoa; Chordata; Actinopteri; Acipenseriformes; Acipenseridae. Gene Ontology annotation, cellular component: MCM complex; nucleus. Gene Ontology annotation, biological process: double-strand break repair via homologous recombination; DNA replication.
GGAAAAGUAAACCAUCGCAGAUUAACACCGGUUCCUCAAGAAUUUAGAGCAACAGAUCCCAGAUAUAACAUUGGGUUUGGAAACAACAAGUAUAACUUUGGCAAUGGUGUUUGGAGAGAAUACCUGUAGAAUGAGUCAGGAGUGGCAUGGCAGAGGGUCCUGGAGAAGGGGGGGAGGAGGAGGAGCUAGAAGCUGGAGGGGAAGGGGUGCUGUUGGGCUGGGUGGGGGGUGGAGGGGUGGUAGAGGUGGAGGUUCAGGCUGGAGGGGAAAUGGAAGUGGGAGAGGAAGACCCUGGAAGGGAGGAGGAGAUGGACAGAGAGGCUGCAGAGUCGAUGGGGUAGGAUUUGGAACAUCAAGUGGACGCCCUCAACUAAUCCAGACAACGCUGGACCAUCUUUGUCUUUACAAAGGAUGGAGACUUUAUUUUUCAGAAGCAUACAGUGAGAGCUCUCCAUUUGUGCAGAAGAUCCAGGCAUUUGAAUUGUUUUUUACAAAACGUAUUGAACUGUAUGACAAGGAUGAAAUUGAAAGAAAAGGCAGUGUCCUUGUGGAUUACAAAGACCUUUUGCAGGAUGAAGGGCUGUCUAAGUCAAUACCCAAUUUAGCAUCAGAACUACGAGAUAUGCCAGAAAAAAUAUUAGACUGUAUGGGAUUGGCAAUACAUCAGGUUUUAACCAAAGAUCUAGAGAGACAUGUGGCAGAGCUUCAGGAGCAGGAAGGACUUGCAAGUGAAGAACCGCCGAUAGUCAAUGUGCCUUGUAUCCAUGCCAGAGUUUACAAUUACAACCCAUUGACUCCACUAAAGAAUCUACGUGCAAACUUCUAUGGGAAAUAUGUUGCUCUACGAGGAACAGUGGUCCGUGUCAGUAACAUUAAACCACUGUGCACCAAAAUGGCAUUCAGCUGCAACAUGUGUGGAGAGAUCCAGAGUCUUCCUCUUGCUGAUGGUAAAUUUACAACACCAACAAAAUGCUUGCAGCCUGAAUGUCGGGGUCGGUCAUUUCUGCCAAACAGAAGCUCCCCUUUAACAGUUACUGUGGACUGGCAGUCCAUCAAGGUUCAGGAGCUAAUGUCAGAUGACCAAAGGGAAGCAGGGAGAAUUCCUCGGACUAUUGAGUGUGAACUUGCCCAAGAUCUGGUAGAUAGCAGCGUCCCAGGAGACAUGGUCACCAUCACAGGAAUAGUAAAAGUGUCCAGCAGUGAAGAAGGAAGUGGAAGAAACAAAAAUGACAAAUGUAUGUUUCUGUUGUACAUUGAAGCAAACUCAAUCAGUAACUCUAAAGGACAGAAAGUAAAACAUUCUGAAGAAUCUGACAGCCAGGGGGCCUCGAUGGAGUUUUCUCUAAAAGACCUUUAUGCAAUUCAAGAGAUUCAGGCAGAAGAAAACCUCCUUAAAUUAAUUGUCAACUCCCUUUGUCCAGCAAUCUAUGGCCAUACACUCGUAAAAGCAGGUUUAGCACUGGCCUUGUUUGGGGGCUGUCAGAAGUACAUUGAUGAUAAAAAUAGGAUUCCUGUAAGAGGAGACCCCCAUAUGUUGGUUGUUGGAGAUCCAGGACUGGGUAAAAGUCAGAUGUUACAGGCAGUGUGUAAUAUUGCUCCACGUGGUGUGUAUGUGUGUGGAAACACUACAACUACCUCAGGAUUGACCGUGACUUUAUCCCGGGACAGUGGAUCAGGCGAUUUUGCUUUGGAAGCUGGAGCCCUGGUACUUGGAGAUCAAGGAAUUUGCUGCAUAGAUGAAUUUGAUAAGAUGGGUAACCAGCAUCAAGCUCUUCUGGAGGCCAUGGAGCAGCAGAGUAUCAGUCUUGCUAAAGCAGGGAUUGUCUGCAGUUUACCAGCCAGGACUUCUGUUAUUGCUGCCGCAAAUCCUGUGGGAGGCCACUACAACAAAGCCAAAACUGUAUCGGAGAACUUAAAGAUGGGGAGUGCCUUGCUGUCCAGAUUUGACUUGGUGUUUAUUUUGCUGGAUACCCCAAAUGAAGCUCAUGAUCACAUGCUUUCUGAACAUGUGAUGGCGAUGCGUUCAGGGAGGCAGGGGGAGGUCGCCAGUGCUACUGUCAACAGGGGAAGCGAUCCCAACACUUCGAUUCUGGAGGUUUUCUCAGAUAAACCUUUGUUAGAGAGGUUAAAGGUCCUCCCUGGAGAAAACUGUGAUCCUAUUCCUCACCAGUUGUUAAGAAAAUAUGUAGGGUAUGCUCGUCAUUACGUUCGCCCCAGAUUAUCUGAUGAGGCAGCUCAAGUGUUGCAGGAAUUUUAUCUUGAGCUGAGAAAGCAGAACCUUGGAGCAGACAGCACUCCUAUUACUACACGACAGUUAGAGUCACUCAUCCGACUCACAGAGGCAAGAGCAAGACUGGAACUCAGAGAGAAAUGUACAAAAACAGAUGCAGAAGAUGUUGUGGAGAUAAUGAAACACAGCUUAUUGGAUACCUAUUCUGAUGAAUUUGGAAAGCUGGACUUUGAUCGUUCGCAGCUAGGUUCGGGCAUGAGCAACAGGUCACAUGCAAAAAAGUUUAUUGCAGUGCUCAAUAGAAUAACAGAGCGGACCUAUAACAACAUGUUUGAUUUUAAACAGCUGCGCCAAAUCGCCAGAGAGCUACAGAUACAGGUUGCUGAUUUUGAAGGCUUCAUCAGCUCCUUGAAUGACCAAGGCUACUUGCUGAAAAAAGGGGCAAAGGUUUACCAGCUUCAAACCAUGUGAAGGGACAGAAAAACAAGAACUACACUUCAGUCUCCAUAGGCAAAAACAAAAUGGACUGAUGAUACUUUGUGUCUGAGCUUUCCUAACUACUACAACUUUUAGCAAUUAUUAUCUAAUCAGUAAUAAUUAAAAAUUAAAGACUGGUGUCUAUUCAAUCAAACAAAGGCAGAUUGAAUCGCUGCCACUGUUUAGUAAAUUAAAUAUUGACACGUGUGCUAUGGUUAUGAAAUUCAAACAGCUAUGUAAAAGUGAUGUAUGGGUCUCUAGCAUAUUUCUGUAUGAUUGAAGUAUGAUUUUUUGAUGAUUUAAAUUAUAACACUAUCCUGCCAUCAUUUAGAUCAAUUGAAUGGACCCCAUACUACAUUUUAACAUGUUAAGACCCCAAAUCCCUUUCCAUGCUACCCUUAAAUGGGGGUUAUUAGUUACUUUGUUAAGCUACUUAAAUUAACAACACUGGAGUUUAAUUAAUUUAAAAAUGACUACCCCUGAUCUAGAAAUUACAUGGUAUACAUGAACUGUAAACAUUUCAAAACUUACACACCCAAUUUGUUGCUAGAUGCCUGUUCAUAAAAGUAUAACAAUAAAAAGUAAUACAUUUUAAUGACAAUAUUUACUGUAAAUGUGGUAAAUAUUAUUAACUGUUUGUCAGUAAUAUACAAGCAGUUUCUGUAUAUCCUAUUGCAAAAAAAUAAACAUUAUAUAUGUUAGAUUUAAUUUUAAAAUUUAAAUUAAGUUUUUGUUUUUGGUGGGAAAAAAUGAAACUAAUACAAAUUUGUGUUUUAAUAAAAAACAAUCCUGAUGCAUUCAAAAA